This is a messenger RNA of Drosophila arizonae, 1012 nucleotides long. RefSeq names its product protein phosphatase 1 catalytic subunit flapwing (gene flw). The record is from RefSeq and is a predicted model, not a curated record. NCBI's taxonomy places the organism in Eukaryota, Metazoa, Arthropoda, Insecta, Diptera, Drosophilidae. Gene Ontology annotation, cellular component: nucleus; cytoplasm. Gene Ontology annotation, molecular function: protein serine/threonine phosphatase activity.
ACGCUCUUUGGUAUUUUUUAGUGCGCAGCUGCCGCACCGGCAAACAGGUGCAGAUGACGGAGGCGGAGGUGCGCGGCUUGUGCUUGAAGUCACGCGAGAUAUUCCUACAGCAGCCCAUACUGCUGGAGCUGGAGGCGCCACUGAUCAUCUGCGGCGACAUACACGGCCAGUACACAGACCUGUUGCGGCUGUUCGAGUACGGCGGCUUUCCACCGACGGCCAACUAUCUGUUCCUCGGCGACUAUGUGGACCGGGGCAAGCAGUCACUGGAGACGAUCUGCUUGCUCCUGGCCUACAAGAUCAAAUAUCCCGAGAAUUUCUUCUUGUUGCGCGGCAAUCACGAGUGCGCCAGUAUUAAUAGAAUUUAUGGCUUUUACGACGAGUGCAAGCGUCGCUAUAAUGUCAAACUAUGGAAGACCUUCACAGACUGCUUCAACUGUCUGCCGGUGGCCGCGAUCAUCGACGAGAAGAUCUUUUGCUGCCACGGCGGCCUCAGUCCCGACCUGCAGGGCAUGGAGCAGAUUCGUCGCCUGAUGCGACCCACAGAUGUGCCCGACACUGGGCUGCUGUGCGAUCUGCUYUGGAGCGAUCCCGACAAGGAUGUCCAGGGCUGGGGCGAGAAUGAUCGUGGCGUAAGCUUCACCUUCGGCGUUGAUGUGGUAUCCAAAUUCUUGAAUCGACACGAGCUGGACUUGAUUUGUCGUGCGCAUCAGGUCGUUGAGGAUGGCUACGAGUUCUUUGCGCGACGUCAGCUGGUCACACUGUUCUCGGCGCCCAACUACUGCGGCGAAUUCGACAAUGCUGGCGGCAUGAUGACCGUGGACGAUACGCUCAUGUGCUCAUUCCAGAUAUUGAAGCCAUCCGAGAAGAAGGCCAAGUACUUGUACAGCGGCAUGAACUCGUCCCGGCCAACAACACCGCAGCGCAGCGCCCCAAUGUUGGCGACCAACAAGAAGAAAUAAUAUAUCCAUCCGCUUCCAUUUCCUUAAAACCUCAACAAACAGCAGCAGCA